CUGGGCUGGAAUUAUAGACGGUAGACAUUCUCACCAAACCCUGGCAGAGCUAUUCCAAGGAGAUGACAGGUUUGCAGAGGCGAAGAAAAGAAUAAGAGAAGCACAGUGCCUAAUCAUAGACGAAAUAAGCAUGCUGUCCUCCCGGACAUUUGACAUGGUAGAGUUUGUGUGUCGCCAUGUCCGGGAGUGUGAUCAAGUGUUUGGAGGAAUGCAGGUCAUAGGCUGUGGGGAUUUUAAGCAGCUACCUCCGGUCCCAAACUUACGAUACGAUGAUGAUGGAAGUCACUGUUUCCAGAGCAACAAAUUCAAUUUGACAUUUCCUCAUCAUAUAAAUUUGUUGGAGGUUCUCCGUCAGAGUGAAUUCCCCCUCAUAAAAGCCGUAAACGAAUUAUGUGAUGGAAGACCAUCUGAGGAGACGGUCCAAUUCUUAAGAAGCUUGGACAGGCCAUUAGAUGCACCACCUGAAGACAUCACUAGAUUGUUUGGGACCAAUUUUGAUGCUUGUGUGGUUAAUCAGGAUAUGCUCGAACAAAUGGAGGGAGAAAUGUUUUCUUUCAAGGCCAAAGAUAAAGGGGAUGUCAGGAAAUUACUGGGAUGUGUUGCUCCUAAAACUCUACUGCUGAAGGAAGGAGCAAAAGUCAUUCUGAUAAAGAACUUAGCAGCAGGGUUGUUCAAUGGGAUGACGGGAACCGUUCAUCAUUUGGAGAGGGGGAGUCCUCCUGUAAUUAACUUUAGCGGUAACCUAGUCACAGUAUCUGAGACUACGUUUGAUGUUUAUGACAGUAGAGAAAGAAAAAAUCUAGCAAGUCGUACUCAGAUUCCUCUUAUUCUUGCAUUUGCCUUGACCGUUCAUCGUGCACAAGGACAGACAUUACACAAUGUUGAAGUGGACUCGUAUUCAUUCUUCGCUCCUGGACAAAUGGGCGUUGCUAUUGGACGAGCUGUGUCAACAAGUGGAUUACGUGUUGUGAAUUUUAAUCCAAAAGCGGCAAGUGCUAAACAUCCAGAUUUUGUGUACGAGUUUUAUGAGAGAGACUUUUGUGUUUUCAGAGACGACUUACUUUGCUGCAAACAAAGGUCAUUGGAAAUGGAAGACCAAAAUAUUGAAGAGGAUAUUUAUCCAUCUAACAUGCAGUCUGACACACGUAAAGACCGAAAUAUUGAAGAGGAUUUACCGGGUCCUUCAAAGCAGAGUAAUACUGUAACAGUUGAAUUUCCCCAACUUGAAGCCCCUUGGAGCAUUGAUGACUUUGUAAGUGAAUUGGGCCAUGCUCCUUACAUUGUUAACUUACCCAAAGAGUUGUUUACUUCUACUUUAAUGUCAGAGCAUAUCAACUUCUUAUAUUUCAAGAUCAAGGGAAUCAUGAAUGAUCAACCGAAAUCACCUCAGCAAUGGACUCAAUCAUUCACCAAGUUAAAUAAUUUUGUGGUAAGUGAUCAGCAUAUUAUGUCUGUUGAGAAACUUUUCCAACAUGAACAUGUCAGUAAAAUGGAAAAUAAACUGUCUACCAAACUAGCUUUUUGGCUAAUGGAGAAAGAGAUUGAAAAGAGAGCAAGUGUUACAGUACAGAAACAAGCAGAAGAAGCAGAGAAAUUAGAAAUAAGUUCUACAUUAUCCUCUGUUGCCAAGGGAAAAAUUCGAUAUCUUGCUGGUGCGUGCAUUCAGAGAGUCAACAAGCGGAUUAAAGAAUCAGUGCUUAGAGCAGUGGGCAAAUGUAGCAAAAAGAGUAGAACACUUCGUAAACUGGAGUACAGGAAACAGGCCAUGUUAAAGAACUUUCGUGUAAAAGAGGAAGACAUUGAUACAAGCAAAGACACUAUGACUGAAAUUGAGUUCAAACAGGGCCCUACGCAUGGACUUACCAUUGUGAGUGAGCCAGUGUACAAUUUUUUUGUAAUGUUAAACCAGGUCACCCAAAAAAGUCUGAGUGCAAAACAUUUCCUUAGUGAUGAUUCAGAAAUAGAGGAUGAACUCUUUUUAACACUUAUCAUGCAACUUUUUAGAGAUGUCACAGAACAUUUUAUACGAAUUGCAUUUGUUGAUGCACUGCAUCAUUUUAAAACAUCUGUGCCUCGGAAAAAGAAACAAGCUUUACGAACAAAAGUUCAAGCUCUGGGUGAUAGAGAGGAAUCCUCCUCAAAAGGAAAGAAAGCAAAAGUUGAUGAAGCAGGGCAAGAAGACGUCUACAUAUGCAAGACGUGUAAGUCUGAAUGUGAAUGGGAACCAGCAGAGACUAAGAACGAAAGCAUUGCAUGUGACAAAUGUAACGGCUGGUUCCAUUACAAGUGUGUAAAUCUAAAAGGAACUGAGGCAUUUCUUAAAAAAUCUGCAUCAUCGUGGUUUUGCACUGGCUGCAGUAAAAAAGGGAAAGGGAGAGGCAAAGGCAAAUCAAAAUCAUCAAAGUAAAACGGGUAAGGACUGAUAAUAAAUAUUUGAACAUUUUCAUUGUCACAAAGUCCUUACAGUGAAAGUUGUUUACUGACAGAACACAUUUGAAUGC
This is a messenger RNA of Saccostrea cuccullata (small rock oyster), 2501 nucleotides long. RefSeq lists its product as uncharacterized. The transcript is spliced from 4 exons. Bases 131 to 2407 code for a protein of 758 amino acids. Gene Ontology annotation, molecular function: DNA helicase activity. Lineage: Eukaryota; Metazoa; Mollusca; Bivalvia; Ostreida; Ostreidae. Gene Ontology annotation, biological process: DNA repair; telomere maintenance. The record is from RefSeq and is a predicted model, not a curated record.